UGUGAACCUGUAUCAAAUACCAAUAAAUUAUUUUAAGUUGUAUUUUUUGUUUCAAAUUUUCACCAAGGUCCGAAAAUUAACAAUUCUACCUAUAGAGAUUUGUCGCAGUGAUAGUCAUGGCUAAAUUAUUUAGGUGAUAUUUAUUUAGCCAUGGUGGCAUGGUAUUAAUUAUCCUUAGUGGCGCCUUAAAUUUUAAAUUGUGACAUGCCAGUAAAGUUGAAAAAAUUCUGAUUACAGUUUGUGAAUCAACAAUAUUAUAUUGAUAUCAUAGACCUAUAGGUCUAGGCCCCAUGGUUAAUAUACUUACUUAAUAUAGUAAUGACAUUUAUAAUUUUAGAUAGAUCAUGACAAUUGAGUCACCUUUGAAUUUGACAACAACUUUUCAAAAAUGAAUGUGAGGUAUCAUUCUAUUGUAGACUCAAUUAAAAUUAUUUCCAAAAGAUAUUGCAGUCAUAGUGAACAAUACUAUGCCGAACAAAUAAAAAAUGCAACUGUUGUAUGUACAAACCACUUAACUCCAGAAAUAAAAUUACAUUUAAUUACUGAACAGUGUAAACUGUGGCAUUCACCUGUCUAUGAAUGUCAGUUUAAUGAUCCAUUCUGGGCAUUUUAUUGGCCAGGUGGCCAAGCUAUUUCUAGGUUUAUACUAGAUAACAGCAAGUAUGUGAACAACAAAACAAUUUUGGAUAUUGGUAGUGGUAGUGCCGCAUGCAGUCUUGCAUCAGCUUUAGCGGGUGCCAGUCAAGUUACAGCCAAUGACAUAGAUCCUGUUGCCUGUGUAGCAGCUAAACUAAAUGCUCAAUUAAACAACAUCAAAAUUGAUGUAUUGCCUAAGAACAUUUUGUUCAAUGAUUGUUCGCAAUGGGAAGUCAUCAUUGUUGGAGAUAUGUUUUAUUCAAAAGAUAUUGCUGAUGAACUGUGGAAAUGGCUGGAUGCACUGAGUAACAGUGGGAAGACUAUAUUGAUAGGAGAUCCGGGUAGACAUUGUUUCAAGCCUGAACGUCAUUUACAGGAGCGUUUAAAAAAACUUGAAGAAUACAAAUUAACAGAAAAUUGUUGUUUAGAAAAUCGAGGAUUUUCCACUGCAUCUGUCUGGAUUUUAGUAUAAAAUUAUUAGGUAUAUACCAUGUAUCCCCAAAAACAGGUUACACUUUUUUACAUUAAACUAGACUUAUCGAUCAUAAAUUCUUAUGACUUAAACUUCAUUUUUUUUUAAAUGACAUUCAUUAUUUUAAAUAUAUUUUUCGUAUUGAUCGAUUUUACUCAAGACAUUUUUGAUGAAUCAACUUGUUUUAAACUGAAAAUUGUAUAAAUUGGAGGUAUA
Molecule: messenger RNA, 1324 nt
Organism: Diuraphis noxia (Russian wheat aphid)
Lineage: Eukaryota; Metazoa; Arthropoda; Insecta; Hemiptera; Aphididae
Product: electron transfer flavoprotein beta subunit lysine methyltransferase-like
Biological process (GO): peptidyl-lysine trimethylation
Cellular component (GO): mitochondrial matrix
Molecular function (GO): protein-lysine N-methyltransferase activity
Source: RefSeq, a predicted model, not a curated record